GAAGGUUCAUUGAGCCUUAUCCUAGUUCCCUAGCCACCAGUUCCUCAGGCGCAUUUCUGAAGGGGGCGAGGCAAGUCUUCCUGUCAGGCUCAUUCAGUGUGUGGAGUCGCAGCCGGUUCCUGUCACCUUCCCUGAGCUCACACCCUAUCUGGGUGUCACACCCCCUUCCUCUGGGUGACUACAGGCGGCUGGAGAGCCUAACAUGGCCAAGAACACGCUGUCUUCACGUUUCCGCAAGGUGGACAUAGAUGAGUACGACGAGAACAAAUUUGUUGAUGAUCAGCUGCAGGAGGAACCGGUGGAGCCUCAGGGGCCUGACGAGGCCGAGGUGGACAGUCUGAUCAGACAAGGGGACUUGCUCCGAGCAUUCCAAUCUGCCUUAAUAAAUUCUCCUGUUAACUCCAAGAACCAAGUAGUGAAGGAACGAACCCAGGCAAUCGUACUCAAGGUCCUGACGUCAUUCAAAAGCAACGAGAUUGAGAAAGCAGUAAACACACUGGACCUAAAUGGGGUUGACCUCCUCAUGAAAUACAUCUACAAGGGGUUUGAAAAACCUACAGAGAACAGCAGUGCCAUAUUGCUACAGUGGCAUGAAAAGGCAUUAGUAAUAGGAGGCAUUGGAUCCAUAGUCAGAGUUCUUACUUCACGGAAAACUGUGUAAAAGACUGUACUAGCUGAAUCCAGAAGUUGUGUUCCAGGAUCCAGAGCUGUGAAGGAAGAGUGGAUGCAAUGACCCACCUGUCUGCAGAGUGCUAUCUAUUCAACGGAUUGGGAAUGCUUCUUAUUAUGGACUAUGGACGAAACACGAAUGUAUGUUUGUUUAAUGGGCUAUAUUUUGUUCCAAGCACCAGUCCUCUUUAGCACGGCGAUACCAUGCACAAUUGAUGAAGAUUUACAAAAGGGAGGGGGAAGUGGUCUAUUUAUGCACAUGGCAAGGAACAAGUAGUUGUCUCCACCAUAGAUGGACAGCUAAUUCCGGAGCUGCAGCAGUAUAAAAUGAUCCCAGCUCUGACUCCAUCAAUUCUCCUCUGAAAUACAACUGUUCACAAUAAAAUAGUAGUUUAGCCGGAAGGAUCUGCUAAAACGAAACGGGGACUGGUGGCUUUUAUUUCCUUAACUUGUACAUACAGGAUUUUAGAAGUUCCAUGAUUUUGGUCUUACUUGAAAACGAAAAUAAUAUUUUAAAAAAAAGUUUAACCCCAUUUACUGCCAGAGAGGUCAGCAACACUGUGCCGUACCCUCAGUUCUUACCUCACUGGCAGGGGAAGGGUGGAACCGUUAGUGGUGGGGGAGUAAGAUACAUGUUUGUGUUGUUCAGCCUUUGUUUUGCAGUCUCACUGGGGCGUUUUUGGUAUUUUGUCCUACCACUGGGUGGCGCUGCUCUACUGAUACCUGUAAACUUUAUUAAAUUACAACUUCCAUGAGUGAAGUAUUGAAAAAA
Molecule: messenger RNA, 1441 nt
Organism: Xenopus laevis (African clawed frog)
Lineage: Eukaryota; Metazoa; Chordata; Amphibia; Anura; Pipidae
Gene: arpc5l.S
Product: actin related protein 2/3 complex subunit 5-like S homeolog
Biological process (GO): regulation of actin filament polymerization; Arp2/3 complex-mediated actin nucleation
Cellular component (GO): Arp2/3 protein complex; cytoskeleton; actin cytoskeleton
Source: RefSeq, marked provisional